AUGCCUCUUCUCGUAGACGUCGACCAUGCUUUGAAAGAGCUUACGAUCGAGGAGAAGGUCAAGCUUCUCUCGGGCAAAGACAAUUGGUCUACCUACCCUAUCGAGCGCCUGAACAUUCCCUCUCUUGUGGCUACGGAUGGUCCACACGGGGCGCGAGGCACGUCUUUCUUCAAUGGCCCGCUCGGUGCUCUGCUUCCGUCAGCAACGGCGAUGGGGGCGACCUUUGAUACCAGGUUGAUGCGGUCCGUCGGUAAUAUGCUGGCUGCAGAAACCAUCGAGAAAGGCUGUCAGAUUUUACUUGCUCCGACCGUUUGUCUGCAACGGUCCCCCCUUAUAGGUCGUGGCUUUGAAGCCUUUGGCGAAGAUCCAAUUCUCAGUGGCAUGAUGGCCUCCGAGUAUAUCAACGGUGUGCAGGAGAAAGGGGUUGCAACCUCCAUCAAGCACUAUGCAGCACAUGACCAAUCUUAUAUGUCCCCCGAGGACGACUUGCAAGUGGCUGAAAGAACCUUACGAGAAGUACACCUUUUACCCUUCCAGUUAGCUGUGAAACACGCCAACCCUUGGUCAUUUAUGACUUCAUAUCACCGCAUAAACGGAGUUCACACUUCAGAGAAUGAAUGGCUCAAUACUCAGAUCCUACGGCGAGAAUGGGGAUGGGAUGGGCUUCUGAUGAGCGAUUGGGGUGGUGUCUUCAGUACUACUGAGGCAAUGAAUGCUGGUUUGGACCUGGAGAUGCCGGGUCCUUCUAGGUGGAGAGGCGAUCUUCUGCACCUUGCCCUCAUGUCUCGAAAGGUCACGAAGUCGAUGAUUAAUGAACGCGUUCGGAACGUUGUCAAGCUCGUGAACAGAGUGCAGCCGGCUAUUAAGCACACAACACCAAAUGAAGAAGCUGGCGAUACACCUACAAAGAGAGCGCUAUGCCGAGAAGUUGCUCGAGGCUCGAUCGUCCUACUCAAGAACGAACGCAAGGUAUUGCCUCUUGACCCAUCAGCGCAGCAAACCUAUGGUCUGAUCGGCCCUGGAGUUACAUACCCCGCCGUCAGUGGCGGCGGUUCUGCCGAUUUGCGCCCAUACUACGUCCAAAAGCCGCUUGAAGCCAUCCAAGAUGUUGUCGGCAGGGAGAAAGUGAGGACUGCUGUUGGUUGUUACUCUCACAUAUUCACACCUCCUCUAUCCGAAAACGUCACUGUUCCGGGAACAGACGAAGAGGGGUAUCAACUCUUUUGGUACGGUGAAGACCCAGAGACGAACCCCGAGGCUGAGCCACUUCACUCUACGACUACAACCCAGGCCACAAUGUACUUUGCAGACAACCAUCCCUCCGGUGUUCCUGAUAUGUAUUGGCUUCGCGUCGUGACAUUAUACAGGGCAACUAAGACAGCGACUAUGCAUAUCGGUCUUUGUGUGAUGGGCAAAGGACGCCUGUACAUUGAUGGCAAAGCGGCCAUUGAUCUUUGGUCGAGCCAUCCUAAGAAGACGCUUCAGACGCCUAUGUUCAACCAAGCAAGCAUGGAAUUGACAGCUGAUCUGGAGGCCCAUGAAGGACAGGUUUACGAGAUAUCUGUUCUUUUAAAGAAUGAAUCUAUGUCCUCUCACAUUGGAGGGCCCUAUGUUGGAACGACAUGUAUUGGUGGUGUUCGGAUAGGAUGCUGUGAGAAGAUCGACCCCGCUGUCGCUUUGGCGGAGGCUGUUGAAGUGGCGAGGAAUGUGGACGUGCCUAUUCUCAUCGCUGGUCUGAACGCUGAUUACGAAACCGAGGCGGUGGAUAGACACGAUCUAGAGCUGCCACCUGGGAUCAACGAACUUGUUCGGAGGGUAAUCGAAGCGAACCCUAAAACCAUCAUUGUCAAUCAGUCCGGCUGUCCAGUGACCAUGCCUUGGGCCAACAAUGCCUCGACUCUGCUCCAGGCGUGGUUUGGUGGCCAGGAAACAGGCAACGCUAUCGCCGAUGUACUCUUCGGUCGGUAUAACCCAUCGGGGCGUCUGUCGAUUACGUUCCCGCGCCGACUGGAAGACACGCCGUCCUUCCUUAGCUUCGGCAAAGGAGUGCGGCACAUGUAUUACGGAGAAGGCGUUUUCAUCGGUCACAGAUACUAUGAGAAGCUUCGUAACGAUCCACUCUUCUACUUCGGCUUCGGUCUUUCGUAUACGACCUUUGAAUACUCGAACCUCCAACUCCCGGAGGUUGUCGACUUGGGCGAUAAUGGGAAGCGAACCUUCAACGUGUCGGUUGAUGUUAUGAACACCGGUGACAAGGAUGGACACGAGAUUGUACAAUUGUACGUCUCUGAUAUAGAAUGUGCCACUCUACGGCCAUGCAAAGAGUUGAAGGGCUUCGCUAAGCUAUGGGUGCCCAAGGGUGGCAAGGUUAAGGCCACAAUCAGCUUGGAUAAGUACGCCGUGUCAUAUUGGGACGAAGAGGAGGAGAAGUGGCUCGCUGAGAAAGGUACUUUCAAGGUGGUGAUAUCGCGAAGCGCAGACCCAAAAGAUGAAGUGUUGCAGCGUGAGUUCAGAUUAGACAGGGAUUUGUACUGGAGAGGUGUAUAG
Messenger RNA from Fusarium oxysporum Fo47, 2547 nucleotides. Its product is annotated as glycoside hydrolase superfamily. Gene Ontology annotation, molecular function: beta-glucosidase activity. The coding region runs from base 1 to 2547 and encodes 848 amino acids. Lineage: Eukaryota; Fungi; Ascomycota; Sordariomycetes; Hypocreales; Nectriaceae. Gene Ontology annotation, biological process: glucan catabolic process. The record is from RefSeq and is a predicted model, not a curated record. The transcript is spliced from 5 exons.